Molecule: messenger RNA, 327 nt
Organism: Lactuca virosa
Lineage: Eukaryota; Viridiplantae; Streptophyta; Magnoliopsida; Asterales; Asteraceae
Source: the annotation of a GenBank genome assembly
AUGAUGAUAACGACGACAUUGAAGAUAUACGCCCACCUCCUCCUCCAAUGGGGAAGGGACAAAACAAAAGCUCGAGCAAAAGGAAAAGGGAAAGCGACAUCUUCAAAUUCGUCAGUCGGACCCGAGCGGUUAGCUAAAUCCGAGGAAAUGAUGAUACAAAUGACACAACUGAAUUCAACUUUGGAGAGACAUAUGACUAAAAACUUCCGACUCACAAAAUAUUCGUUGUUAAUGCAAGAUGUGAGAUACCGCGACCCCGAAGAUCAAGAGGCGGCUAAAGUGGUGAAACAGUCGAUUAUCGAAAAAUAUAAGCUAAACCGCAAAUGA